AUGGGCUUUGAUUUGGAGCCGGGGGUGAGGGGCGAGGGGCCGGGGGACAAAUCGCUCGUUACGGGUGCAGGCCCCGUCCACACUGCGGUCCGGGCCUCACGCGCUACACUCCUACAAUUACGCGCUUGUGUCAUAUUUACAGCGCAGGUAAUUGCCAUUCAAUUACGAGGCCAGCCUGCUGUGUGUGAGGGAGAGGUCCGAGAGCUGGUGCUGAUGCUGUCUCGCUCCAUCUUACAUGCAGCCGGCCGGCUAUCAAUCAUGAAGCACCCCCCGCUGGACGAAGCAAGGAUGGCACCGAGACCGAAACUCAGAAAGCGACCACACCAAAUUCAUUCUAACUAUUGCAUUUAA
Messenger RNA from Danaus chrysippus (African queen), 351 nucleotides. The record is from the annotation of a GenBank genome assembly. NCBI's taxonomy places the organism in Eukaryota, Metazoa, Arthropoda, Insecta, Lepidoptera, Nymphalidae.